Messenger RNA from Suillus plorans, 1795 nucleotides. RefSeq lists its product as uncharacterized. The coding region runs from base 195 to 1460 and encodes 421 amino acids. Lineage: Eukaryota; Fungi; Basidiomycota; Agaricomycetes; Boletales; Suillaceae. The transcript has 2 exons. The record is from RefSeq and is a predicted model, not a curated record.
CGAUUUGCUACUUGCAUUCAGAUACACUGAGCAUGGUGCAACCACAUUAUUUCUGUAUAACAUCAAGAGUCGCUUGCUGUGUCGAAUAAAUAACCUUCUUUCAUUCCUUCCUUCAUUUUAGACGACUCACGACACAAUUUCACAGUCCGAAAAGCUAAUCGACCGUGACGGUGAGCGGCAACUGCCAACUGACAAUGAGCACACCUCCUUCCAGCACUACAUCAGGUGUCCCCGAAGUUCGUCUUAGCUCAUCUACCUCAUCGUCACCGCAUCCCCCAACCCGAUCCUUAUCCGGUGCAGACGAGAAUCAAUCAUUCUCCGCUCUCCCUCCAGAGCCUGUCCACAGUGUGUCAUCCCCAGGAGAUAGCACCGUCCAUCUAUCUCGUCACGAUGACUGUGCCAGGAACUCGAAUCAAAUCACAAUCAGGUCCAGUUUCUCCGCAGGUGGUGGAGGACAUGGAAGUAAGAAUAUGAGUGCGCGCACGAUUGCUAACAUACCUCGUGACUCCAUUCUUCUGUCACCGGCCAAUACAAAAUUUGAUACAUCCCCUACACCAUCUGUCAUACUUACUCAUCAUCACCAUGAUAACGGAAAGGCCUCAUCGGCCCCGACGUCACCUAUGGAGAGGGUGUCACCUCCGGCGUCUCUUGUGCCUGUGUCGUCAAGCGAACACUCAGACUUGUUUCGUUACUUGCGACGCCAGCAUCAUGAACCCCAAGGAGAUACACCGCCGAAUGGGGUACCGAGGAAAUGGUGGUCACGUUCACCUUCGAAGGAGAGAGGAAGGUCUGUCUCGCCCUCAAGAGGGAGAAGUGUCCCCUUCCUUAGAGGUAUAUUCAGAGACCCGGUAGUUUUUUCGCCCGGGUCGGACUCCAAUCUCUCGAUGCCGAAUGAUUUUACAGAACGGGAAACUCCACUUUCUUCUUCGUUGCCCAACCAUAUGUCUCUUGCUCCUUUGUCCAAUAACCUUCUCUCUUUAUCCCGUGAGGAUCUUCAAAUCCGCGAUCUCGAUGAGAAGAACUCCAGCGAUGAAGAUGGAGGGAAUGAGCAUUCGCUUUUGCUAUCCUCUCCCGAGGCUACUCCUGCCGCCCUUGUAUCGCCCACUCUCCCCGUUACUGCACACAUGUACCCGCAGACCCUCAAGUCACUAGGUAUAGGAAUUGAAGAGGGUCUGCGGAGGGAUGACAUCGAGAAUAGCUAUUGGCCGAAGCUAUUCAGGAUGUCUCCCAAGUCGUCUCCCAAGUCCCUUGGUGCCGAUUUAGGGACAAGUGGGUCCGCAAACGAGACUAAUCUGCAAGUUGAAGAGGGUCUUGUUGUCUCAAUGGAGGCUUGGGACGGAAAGUCCCUAGAUGUCCCUCCUUCGGUCAUGUCCCUUGGUGCAUCCUCACCUACGAAAGGUAAAGCACCUGGACUACCGAAUCCGGCAGUGUCUUCGACAUUACCUCGUAUGUUCUCUUAAUUUUCUGUGAUACUGGUGUCUCUAACCCCGUCAGAAAAACGCUCUAAUCCCGGGAAAGGUAAGGGGAAAGCCCAAGAUGCACCCCACAAGGAGCCUUCCACCUCUACACCGCAAGCUCAAAGUAAACACUUGGAAUCAUGGUUUGACAAGUUCACACAUCGUCAAAGUGCAAAAGAUCAGGAGAAGGAGAACAAGGAGACUGAUAGUUGGCUUCGAACGAGGGAGAAUGUAUCCUUAGCGUUGAAUGCUGUCCUUUCUACUUCUGAGCUCGCACAACUGUCAGAAACAGGAAAGGCAUUUGCGAUGGAGGGUCAUGCUGCUCGUACCACCGCUGA